AUGGAUCCGGACGAGAAGCCGAUCGUCGCAGACCCUGAUCUAUAUCCGCCAAACGCUUCUUAUAGUGUGGAUGACUGGGAGUCAUAUCAGACUUUGAAGGAUGGAACUUCCUUUGUUCCUUCAGAUGAUCAGCAGUUUGAGACAUAUGAAGCUGGUCAUGUUACUGCUUUGUUGAUGGAAUCGCACCGUGAAAAUCCUCUUUUCAGGGCCCCGAUCGGCCCCAAUGCUCAGCACAUUUUAGAUAUCGGAACAGGUAAAGGGUCAUGGGCAAUUGAUGUCGCCGACAUGUAUCCUCAUGCAACCGUUCGUGGUGUGGAUCUCUACCCUCCGCCAGUAACCUGGGUGCCUCCCAACUGCAUUCUGGAAGUGGACGAUGUCCUGCAAGAAUGGACAUGGCAUCAGCCCUUUGACUUGAUCCACAUGCGACUCUUGGAUGGCGCUUUUACACACGAAGAAACCGACAAGUUAUACAAACAAAUCUACCAUAACCUACGUCCAGGUGCCUGGGUUGAACAACUUGGAUUAACACCGCACCUUAAAUGCGACGAUAAAAGUGUCCCCGAUGACGCAGUUAUUCUCACAUGGGGCAACCAGACAAGUGCUGCUGCAGCUAAAAUGGGACGUCCUCUUGAUUUAUACGAUCGCAUGGCUGGCCUGAUGAAGGAGGCCGGCUUUGUAGAUAUCAAAGUGUACAAUGACAAAUGGCCGAUCGGGCCAUGGGCAAAGGAUAAACAGCUCAAAGAGGCAGGAACUGUCAACGCCGCGCAUCAUGCUUCGGGAUUCGAAGGAUACGGCAUGUUCCUUCUGACUAAAUACGGAGACCCAGUUCCGUGGACAAAGGAUGAAGUGCAUGUAUACGUGGCUGGACUGAGGAAGGAUCUGACGAAUCCUAAAUUUCAUCUUUACCAUGGAGCGAGGCGCGUGUGGGCUCGUAAGCCUUAUCCCGCGGAAGAAGCUGCUAGGAAGGCCCAGGCUGAACAAGACGAGGUAAAGAUUAAGUUGGAACCAACUACCUAG
Molecule: messenger RNA, 1017 nt
Organism: Penicillium angulare
Lineage: Eukaryota; Fungi; Ascomycota; Eurotiomycetes; Eurotiales; Aspergillaceae
Exons: 10
Coding region: 1-1017 (338 amino acids)
Molecular function (GO): methyltransferase activity
Source: RefSeq, a predicted model, not a curated record